This is a messenger RNA of Chaetomium globosum CBS 148.51, 1590 nucleotides long. RefSeq lists its product as uncharacterized. The coding region runs from base 1 to 1590 and encodes 529 amino acids. Gene Ontology annotation, molecular function: protein kinase activity; ATP binding. NCBI's taxonomy places the organism in Eukaryota, Fungi, Ascomycota, Sordariomycetes, Sordariales, Chaetomiaceae. The record is from RefSeq and is a predicted model, not a curated record. The transcript is spliced from 3 exons. Gene Ontology annotation, biological process: protein phosphorylation.
AUGGAUCCCGUGUCAAUGGCAGGCCUUGCCAUCGGCGUGGCGUCGAUAGGACUUCAGGUGUACACGGGCGCUGUGCAGGGGAUUCAACUACUCAUCACGGCCUCGAAUUUCCCAGAUGAUUGCAAGUAUCUCAACCUUCGUCUGCGAAUGGAACAGCAGCGUCUGUUUGCCUGGAGCGAGACAUCAGGACUUCUAGACUUGGACGCCAAAAACAGGCAGAGAAUUAAUAUAGAUGCUGCCAAAGCCAACUUUCCUUUGCCGCAGCGGCGGAGGGACUUCGUCAAGAAAGCCAUGCAAAGCCUGAAGGAGACCUCAGAUGAUGUUGUGCAAAGGCUGAAAUGGGUGUCCUUUGACAAGACCGCGUUCGAGCUCCUACUGUCGAGAUUUUCUACUCUCAACGACAGCAUGACCAAUAUUCUGGACGCCCGGAUGCAGGUCGAAAUCCACCACACCGUUCAGGAUUCGAAUCGUGGGAUACUUCAGCUACACCAUAAAAUCACUGACCUGUCCCGGCUCGUCAUGGCCCUGAACGUCAAGCUGGAAGCCAGUUCCCCUCUGCCAGCGUCACAAAUGUCAGUCGCGCAAAAGCGUGCCAACGCUGAUGGUCUCCAGCUACUGUCUCAGCUAGCCAAGUUCAAGGCUUUCAACGAGUCGAUCGAAUCCAACAAGAAAACCCCAUGGGAUGAGGCCACGGCCAUGUGCUUGGAGUUGGGUAGCCCGGACCACCAAAAACAUCUCCUACUUGACCGGUCCAUGGUGCAUAUUGACCCAGCUGCCGAGGAAUCUGACGAGCCGAGGUGCGAAGCCACGCUCCGUCUUUCUGACGGCACAAGUAAAAAGGUGUGGGUGGAAUGGAAGGACUACGAACCACAGAGGCCGGAAGACCUUUCGCCCCCCAAGACCGUCAUCUGCGAACGGGUCCGAAAAUUGGCAGCGCUCUUGAGCCAUUCCCCGAAGCCCGAGGCCUUCAGGACCCCUCAUUGCCUGGGCUUCUUCGACAAGGCGAGCGCUGGCGGGGUGGAAGACGAGGAGGAAGACAUACUAAAUAUGCGCCUUGGGCUUGUCUUUGAGAGACCCCUGGACGAUGGUCUACAUACAUCCCUUCCGCCCGUCUCUCUCCGGGAUCUACUCCGUUCUGCUCGCAAGCCCCGCGUUACAGACCGAGUCAAGCUCGCCCAUGCCAUCAGCAAUUGUCUGCUGUACCUGCACGCCGUGAAUUGGCUACACAAGGGGCUCCGCAGCCACAACAUCAUCUUCUUCCGGGCGACCGACGGUCAAGUCGAUUACGCGAAACCGUACCUUUCAGGAUUUGACUUCUCCAGGCCUGCCCGAGCCGAUGAGAUGACCGACAUCCCCGGCCCCGGCGACGAUGCCGAGUACAAUCUUUACCGGCAUCCUCUCGCACAGUCGACGAACCCGGAGGAACGCGAGCGCUUCAAGAAGAGCUUCGACAUCUACAGCUUGGGCGUGUUGCUAGUCGAGAUCGCGCACUGGGCAAGCGUCGAGCAGGUCCUCGGCAUUGACAUGAACGCUGCGAGGGGGCGGCCAUCGAUCGCUCUGAAAGUUCGUGAAAAACUCCUGGGUCGAUGA